Molecule: messenger RNA, 2725 nt
Organism: Hemibagrus wyckioides
Lineage: Eukaryota; Metazoa; Chordata; Actinopteri; Siluriformes; Bagridae
Product: zinc metalloproteinase-disintegrin-like crotastatin
Exons: 20
Coding region: 35-2089 (684 amino acids)
Biological process (GO): proteolysis
Cellular component (GO): plasma membrane
Molecular function (GO): metalloendopeptidase activity
Source: RefSeq, a predicted model, not a curated record
UGCUUGGGUAGCGUUCUCAUACUCAGGUGUAAGAAUGCUGAGGAUAUCAGCUGAUCAUCUCCUGCUGUGGAGCUUCAUGAUUUUAGUGUCAUCUGUCCACUCAGAUGGACUUGACCUCUAUGAGGUGGUUCGACCAAUCAGACUCCAUGACCUUCAUAAAAGAUCUUUAGAGUCCACCAGGCCUGAUACUGUGAAAUAUGCCAUGAAUGUUAGCGGCAAACACAUUGAAAUGCAUCUAGAGAAAAACACUGAUUUUAUAACCGAUGGUUACACUGAGACUCACUACAUGAGCGACGGAACUCCAGUCGUAACUAAACCUGUUGAAAUGGAUCUCUGCUACUACCAGGGGAAGAUCAUGAAUGACAGGAACUCAAUGGUCAGCGUGAGCACCUGUGAUGGAUUACGGGGAUAUUUCCAGACUGCAGAACAGAGGUUUAUCAUCGAGCCUUUGUCUGAAGACACUGAUGGUGACCAUGUGGUGAUGAAGUACGAAGAUGUGAUUGAUUCUCCAUCUGUAUGUGGAGUCACCAACACUACCUGGCAUCCUGUACCUGAAGGCUUCCCAGGGUCUUCCGUUGACAGAUCUAAUGCUCGCAUGUCAGGACAAACAAAGUUCCAGCAAAAGAAAUUUAAUGAAGUCUUCCUUGUAGUGGACAAUAGAAUGUAUUUGGAGCUGGACAAUAACAUCACCAAAGUGAGACAGAAGAUCUUCGAUAUUCUCAACUUUGUUAACGUUGUGUAUAAACCGCUGAACACUUUUAUCGCUCUUAUCGGUCUGGAAAUUUGGACAGAUGCUGAUAAGAUUGCGGUGACUGUAUCUCCCGGUGACACACUGAAAGCAUUUACUAAGUGGAGAAAUGAAGAUCUGAUGAAGAGGAUUAAGCAUGACAAUGCUCAUCUGAUCACUGAAAUUGACUUUGAUGGAAUGACAAUAGGCCUGGCUUUCGUUAGCACCCUAUGCACAGAAUUUUCUACGGGAGUCACCCAGAACCAUAACACACGAGCCAUAGCUGUAGGUGCCACUUUGGCACAUGAGAUGGGACAUAACCUUGGAAUGGGCCAUGAUAACAGCUCAUGUGCAUGUGCCGGGGAGACCUGCAUCAUGGCUGCCUAUCUGAGCUACAACAUCCCACAGCUCUUCAGCACCUGCAGCCUGGCCAACUAUGAGCAGUUCCUGAACUCCCGGAGCCCUGAGUGUCUCCUCAAUAAACCACAAGCCAAAGACCUGCUCCAGCCUGCGGUGUGUGGCAACGGCUUCCGAGAGACCGGAGAAGACUGCGACUGUGGAUCUGAGUUGGAGUGCACCAACCCAUGCUGCAAUGCCACCACAUGUACACUCACAAAGGGCUCAGAGUGUGCAGAAGGAGAGUGUUGUCAGAACUGUAAGAUCGCUGACACCUCCUUGCUGUGUCGUCCCAUGCGUGAUGAGUGUGACCUGCCUGAAUAUUGUACAGGAAAUUCAAGCUCAUGCCCUGAGGAUUUUUUUGCUGUGAAUGGUUUGCCCUGUAAAGACAGCACUGGCUACUGCUACAAUGGGCAGUGUCCAAAACGGGCCGAGCAGUGCAUCAAAAUGUGGGGUUCAGGUGCCAUUGUAGGGGUUGAUAACUGCUACAACCAGAACACAAAGGGACAAUACUUUGCUUAUUGUACACGACCCAGCAAUUACCAGUUUAUAGGGUGCCAGAUACAGGAUGUCAUGUGUGGGAAGCUUUUCUGCGAUAAAGGCCAGGCCAACCCGAACUAUGGCCGCUACUUCCCGCUCCCACAGGGCAACUGCAAAGCCACUUUUUACAGCGACAGUACCCAGGAUUUUGGUCAAGUGGACACAGGGACCAAGUGUGGUGAAGAGAAGGUGUGUAGUAAGAACCGGUGUGUGAGUUUAGACAUCGCCUAUAACGCAACCAACUGCACAGCUGAGUGUGGUAAAAACAGGGUGUGUAAUCAUAAACUGCAGUGCACCUGUGCACCUAACUUGCUUCCACGUGACUGUGUGAUGCUAACCAGCAGAUCUCAGUCUACAGAUACAAGCAUCGCUGUGGCUGUUUUUCUCCUGUUGGGGGCUGUUUUGGUGUGGCCAUCUACUGUAUGAAAUGUAGGAAGAACCAAAGCAGGCUUCUUCACAGGAGAUCACAACCUGCACAGAAUUUUUCAUAAAAAGUACUUGAAGAGCAUUUAUGCUGUAAAAUUAUUUCUAUUAGAAGCCUUUGCUUGUUAAAACUAUGACCAGGAAACUGAACACAAGUAAAUGAAUGAACAAGAGAAUAAAUGAAUGAAUUAACAAAUAUAAGUCUAUAUGUAGCUUUCUUUUGCGCAGAGCUUUCUAUAAUAAAAUUAGAUUACAUAACUAUCUGUAUAUCCCACUUUAGGUACAAUAGUAAAUUUCUGCUUCUCAGGUUUAUUGCACUAUAAUAUUACAGUUUAGGUCCAUUAUACAUUAUAUUAUACAUUAUACAUUGUUUUCCCAGUUUGUUGUGUCACAUGAAGUACAUAGUAGUCACCACAGCUCCACUCUAGCGACUGAAUUAGGCACCUGUAUAAUAAAUACACACAUUUUGUAAUUUAUUUCACAGUACUACUAAGAUUCUUGGCCAUUGAACUAACCCAGUCCACCCAUUUGAACCUACAACAUAUCAAUAUACCCAACCAUAUGAAAAAAGAAAACAACAAUCCACCAAAACAACCAAUUCCCAACUAACUGAAUGAAUGCAAACUCACCACUCCAAGC